AUGCGAUCCGCGACUAUUUUCACCUUCGCCCUGGCCAACGGGGCUCUGGCUGCUCGUGCAUUCCUCAACGAACCGGAUACGGGAAUCCAGGACGUCCUGGGGGGCCUGCCCGACGGCAGGCUGCCCGAGCUCAGCAGCAUCGUGGGACUGCCUGACUUUGAAUGGGUCGCCAAGAAGUACAUGCCAGUCCGGAACUUCAGCUACUACCGCAACGGCGCCGGCGGUGAGUGGUCGUACCGUAACAACCUCGAAGUCUUCCAUCGAUAUCGACUCCGGCCGCGCGUCCUCGUCGACAAUUGGGCCAUUGAGUCGACCCUUUCGAUGUACCUCCCACAUCCGCUCGGUAUGGGGAACAAUGAGAUCGUGGCUACCAUCCUCGGCCACAUCGUCUCGGCCCCCUUUUUCAUCAGCCCAGCGGCACGUGCCCACUACGCACACCCCGAUGCCAAGCUGAAUCUGGUCAAGGCAGCGGGCGCAGAAAAGAUUAUGUACAUGCCGGCACUCUACGCCUCCAAAACGAUCAAUGAGAUUGCGGCGGCCAAGAAACCCGGCCAAGGGACGUUCCAGCAGCUCCAUCUCUCGUCGAAUCGGUCGGGGAACCAGGAGCUGUUCGACCGGGCCGAAAAGUCGGGAGCAAUGGCCAUCGUCUUCACUGUCGACUCCGCCGCGGACGGAAACCGGCAUCGGGCUGCCCGCUUCGGAGUCGGCUCUGUGUACGUAUUGCUUGGCCCAACCUCUCUCCGACCCCUUGAUUCCGUGCCAACUGACCAAUGUCCGCCGAGACCUAUUUCAAGUGACCCCGACUAUUCCUCCUUUACAUGGAACUUUUACCGGAGCCUCACCAACAUGACGCGGCUCCCUAUAAUUCUGAAGGGCAUCAUGACGGUCAAGGGACGCGCAAAUGGCGGUAGUCAACAAGGUGCCGGCCAUCAUUCCUCCAACCACGGCGGCCGCCAGCUCGACGGUUCACCCUCCUCUCUUGAAGUCGCGCUAGAGAUCCACGAUCGCGCGCCGGACGUGUUCAAGGGAACCGAGGUAUACGCCGAUGGCGGUAUUCGCUACGGUGCAUAUGCGCUCAUGCUGGAAAUUUAG
Drechmeria coniospora is the source of this 1092-nucleotide messenger RNA. Its product is annotated as putative CYB2-lactate dehydrogenase cytochrome b2. Gene Ontology annotation, molecular function: oxidoreductase activity; FMN binding. Bases 1 to 1092 code for a protein of 363 amino acids. The transcript has 5 exons. NCBI's taxonomy places the organism in Eukaryota, Fungi, Ascomycota, Sordariomycetes, Hypocreales, Ophiocordycipitaceae. The record is from RefSeq and is a predicted model, not a curated record.